GAAAGUCAUUUGAACGAAUGGCGGUUUAGUGAUUACCAGUGUUUUCUCAGUUUUCGUCCUACGUGAUUUAAUUGUUGCUUCACGUUGUGUGAAGAAAAUAAUGUACGAAAUACGAAUCCUUCAAUACCCAGCUUAUGAAACGAUCGUACAUCUCAGCUAAAAACGCAACCCAUCUUCCAAAAAUCCUCUACGCUUCCACGGCCGAUUGUUGAAUGCAAGUAUGUGAUAUAGUAUUUUGCUGGUUGAAUAUGCUGAUUCUUGUGGGUAAUGCUAAAUAACAGCUCUACGAAAGUAUCCAAAGGCGUUAAAAACAAUGACGCCUCCAAGCUCAACGAGGAAGACAAAGCCCACAAGUUAGACAAAGAGAAAACCAAGGUUUACUCUUCCAGUCUGUACUCGUUCAAUCGUGGUUUCAAAAACGUACGUUAUAGCUCGUAUACCAGCAAAUUUGCCAACGAUAAUCGACAAAGAGAUGAUUAUAAAAUGGCUCGUGGUUCGUACACCAGGAAAACUACACGCGGUGUUUCAAAACGAGAGUACGAUGCGUCUUACAGUACCCGAAGAAAGUAUCAAGACACCAGCAAAGAUUUCAGCCCUGCUGAAGAUACCCGAAUAUCGAAAACGUUACGAAGAAUGGUCAGAGAAGACGAUCCGGAUGCAUUUUCGGCCUUAUGCACUCAGUUACAGGAAUCCAUAAUCGUCGUGGAAAAUGAAAGAUAUAUCAGAAAAGCUAUGGAAUUUAUUUGCGAAUCGAUACUAGACAUGUUACAUAGUGGUCCAAGUUACGAGACUAAAUAUAUGGCUGCGAAAUGCUUAUCUCAUUUAGCGAUUGCUUUGGAAAAUGACGCUAAAAGGUUUUUCGAUUGGAUUUUCACCAAGUAUUACGAAGAAAGAAAUUUAGAAGUUCGAGUGUUGUUGAUUAAAGCUUUAUAUUACAUGUUGCAACUUGAUAAAGAACAUAACCUAAGAGAUUUCGCUGGCCUUUUGAUCGGUCAAACUCAAAAUAUUCUGGAAAACGCCGAAGUAUCGGAAUUAGUUCUAACCACUGGGAAAAUAUUCCAUCUUUUAAUAGACGAAUAUAUCGAAGUUUUUUCUGAUUAUUUCAAGGACACCGUAGACAUACUGGUUGGUUGGCAUAUUGACAUCGAACAGUCUCAGUAUGUGAUAAGAGUCAUGUCAGCUUGUCUGCAAAGCUUGGCACCUUAUUGGAUCGCCGAUUUGAAUUUUACAGUCAGCUUACUGGGGCAAUUAUUGGAAGAUAUGGAGAGAUAUGCCAACGAUUAUAGGCAAAUUUGUUUGGAUUAUGCCAAAAUUCAAGAAAGUGCUUCCGAAAAUGAUGCUGGAUCUUUGAAACUUGAUUCUUUGAGAUGUUUAGCGAAAACCAUGUCUUUUAUGAAAGUCUUCAAUUCGAUUACUAAAACUGUAGGCCAAUAUUUGACUCCCACUUCAUCAGCUAACAUCGUUACGUGGAAUUUUCUCGUUGAAUCGCUGUCUAAAGUAGUCCGAACUGUAUUGUUGUGCUUAGAGAUUGAAAAUAUUGAUGAAGAAUUGAUCAUCACCGGAAAUGAAUGUGCCUGGUUGUUGAUAUCGCUGAUGCAAUGUAAGCUGAAUCCUGGACAUGAUACGUUGUGUAAAUUGAUUGAUUUACAACUGCAAAUGGCUCCAACAUUUAAUAAUUACACACUGGCUUCCCUACUUCAAUUAACAUCCAAAAUUGUUAAAGAAGGUAGUGCGAACUUACCCGAAGAUUUGAUCGCUAAAUUAAUCGGACCCGAGUCGUAUAUUUUGAAAUUGCGUUUUUCUACGAAUCUUGAAAUCCAUAAAGGAGUAGUAUCGGUUUAUCAGAGCUUAUUAAAUUUGAAAAAUAUUCCAUUAUUACAGGAAGCUUACCGAUUCAUUUUGGGUGAUAUGGAACGAGCUUAUUUGGUACUGGAUCCCUCGUUGAAGCCAUUUUGUACUGAGAACCCUCAUUCUUCCGAUCCAGAAUAUAAUCCGAAAAUGGCUCAAGCUGUAUUACUAUUCCAUCUAAACGCUUUAUCAGAUUUAGCGAACGCCGGAGGUUCAAUUAUAGGCAUGUGGGUCUUACAGCCGUGUAUUUUGGAAUUAUUAGCAGUGAAGUUGCAACCGGUCAAAGCUAACUUGAAUCCGAGUGUCAGAUACGCUAUUUUGUAUCUUUUAUAUUCGCAUUGCUCCAGAUAUUCGAACUUUAUUUCGAGCAGUGAACUCGUUACAUCGGUUCAAGGCAGAACGAACGUUUGCGAUUUACUUCGUAUCAUGGGGUCCGACAUUACACCAACGACUUCACCUACCAGUGGACAUCUGACCGUUAUUUUGAACCUACUAAGCGAGCUUUUGAAAGGAGACUUUGACCGCGAAGCUACGAUGUUAUCGUUGAAAUGGUGUGGCGUGCUUCUAAAUCACGCUCAAAUGUACCUCAGUUCUCUGCUAAUAACGAAAGAAUUUUUGAAAUUGAUGAAGACCAUGAUCAAAUUCGGAUUCAAAUCAACUGAUCGUAACGCUAACGAGAUUUUACUCGAUGAUUUACUCGUCUUCCUACAUAAUCCGAAUAAUUGGGAUAGUAAACCCGAUUUACUUCGUGAAAUAGCCGAAUUAUGCCUUAUUCAUUUGAAUGCGACAGAUGCCACGAUUAAACGAAAAAGCGUAGAGAUUAUCAUCAAAUUACCGUGGAGUUCGGUGAUCUCCGUGAUUAGGAACGUGUCGCAGAAAUUCGACGGUUCGUUUAAUCGUAUUUUAUCGACAUUUCGAACGCAUAUGAAUCGUGAUACAAACAGUGAGAUUCAGAGUCAACAUUUCAAACUGUUUUUAUCAUAUAUACUGGAAGACGUUCAAAUCGAAGAAAAUGAUAAGUUAUUCGUCGAUUCGUUUUACAACUGUUGGAAUUCUACCGAAUCGAAAACCAGUUUCGAAAGCAUCGUACCGUAUUUCGAAUCAGCUCUGUUAUUCUGGGAAACCUGGGAAUGUGUCCAAUACUGCGUCAAGAACAAACUACGAACGACGCUGGGUAAACCUCAAGAUACGUUUAUGGCCAUUGAAGGCGCUUUGAAAAACUUAGCCCGAGAGACGAUGCGUAAACAUGCCGAUUCCGAAGACACGUACACGUUACGAAGGGUCAGACUUUUAUUAGAAUUCGUCGAGCAAUUAGAGAAAAGCAUGUAUAACGCGUCCGAUGGCACAGCAGCUGCAUUAUUAGCUCCUUCGAAGCCGGUGAGAACGUUUUUCCACACGAAUCGAAGCACUUGCGCCGAAUGGUUGGCUCGAAUACGUUUAAUUAUCGUAAUGGUAUCGUUACAAGCCGGAUUAUCGACAACUGCUAUUCGUCACGGGUUUUGUCUAUUACAAGAUAUGGUGCAGGCUGGAAAUACCAAAAGCAAUGAGUUCACAAAUGCUAUCAUGUACGUGUCUUGGGCAUUGUACAGUUUGAACGAAUCUAAAGCUAUCGAAGGAUUAUACACGUGGUGCUUGGAAACUUUGGAUUUACCGUUACCUUUUUUGAAAGCGUUAUCUGAUCAGGCUGCGAAUAAGUACGAAUCUGCGUUGGAAACGUAUUUGAAUCUAGUUGACGAGGUGGAUAAUGAUUCGUUGAGUUUGAAAACGUCGGAAUUGAGCUUAAAUUCCAAUUCUUCGAGCUCUGAGCAUGUGUACGAUUCCUUGAGGUCAUUUAUCGCUGACCAGGUAACGGAAUGCUAUUUGGAUUUAAACGACUGGAGUCAAUUAAAAGAGUGGAAGAAAAAAGAAGCAGAUUUCUUAUCAUCCAUAAAUGGUAGCUGUGUUCAAAGAUAUGGUCACGUGACUGUAAAAGAAGCCGAAAUGUUUUGCGAAAUCGAUCAAGGUAAUUUUACCAGCGUCGGUAUGUUAAUGAACUGGAACACUGCUUCGAAUACGAAUCAUAAUGGUGUGAAACCUGGUUGGAAUACUCGUCAUACGUUGAAUCAAACUCGGCAAAGUCUGAUGGAGAAGUUUAUCGUCGUUGAAGUUGAUAAAGAAGUUUCCGAACAGCAUAUGAACAGCAUGAACGAUUUCUUCGCUUCGAUCAAAUCAUUCUUAUGUGAAGAUCUUCGUAAUUUACCGUCUCCUUUGGUGGAAGACUACGCGACUUUAUUAUUCGUCGUUUCGUCGUAUUUUUCUGACUCGAAAUCGUUUUUGAAUAAUUUCACCAUGGAGAUUACCAGUGCUGAUGUGGGUUCGAAAAGACUCGGAAAUGCUUUAUGGUGGACCAAGAUAAUCGAAAAGUAUCGAAAGAACACUUUGAACGUCGACAAACGAGUCAAUUUAUCCGAAUUAUGUUUACGAUUGACAAAAUCUGCUCGUAAAGAAGGAAACAUGCAUUUAGCAUCUAGACAGCUUUUGAACCAUUUCGAGAAAGUAUUCAGCUCGUUGAUCUCGAUGAAGAACACCGAUAACGGUCGUAAACCGUAUAAUAUUCUUUUGGAAGCGAUAACUAAUCAAUCAACGGCGGCAACGACAGCUAUAUGGUCGGUGGAUAAUACAGAUGCUUUGCUGGAAUUAUCUAAAUUGGCUCACAGGUACAGCAACGAAGAACUCGCUGUAGAAAUCUGCGCGAUGACAGCUCUGGGCAUUACUCACGCCGGAGGAAAUGGCGACCCGUUCAUCAGAGACAAGACGUCGAAUUUAUUGCUUAAAUUAGCCAAGUGGUUAUCUAGCGAUUUAGUUUGCUCAGAUUCGAGUCUACCGUUCGCUUCGUACCCUACGAUACAGAAAUUACUCGCUUUAUUGCGACAUAACAUCAAUCCGACCAAUAGUGGUAGUUCGUUCGAGAUCAUGAGUUAUGACUUUUCCAACUCCGUUAUUCCGGAGAAAGAUUCGACUGUGGGUAACCUUCUGCGUAUAUCGGUUGUUCAAAGUCCUACCUUGGCCAAAGCUUGGAAUCGAUUUGGAAACUGGUGUUAUAAAUGGGGUCGAACUGUGGUCGAUAAACAGAACAAUUUAUUAACAGCUGCCGAUAAAGUGGUCAUCGAUGGGUUCAUACCGUCCGAGGUUAUCAAUAAAGAAGACGUUUACUCAAUUCUGACUCGAAUCAAACCAGCGGCCGACGAAGAAGAUAUUGAGGCUGAUAACGUAAACACGACCGAGUUAAUCGAAUGGCAGCUCAGAAGCACCGGCCAGUUCAGCGACGACCAAAUGAGCGGAUUAUUGGAUAUUUGGAGAAGCACUCACGCUCGAAUUUACGCCUAUUAUCAUCUAGCAGCCCAAUCUUACUUCAAAUACUUGCAAUUGAGCGACUUCAAUACGAACGGAGCCGAGACUGUGACUGCGACUCUACGAUUGCUCAGAUUAAUCGUCAAGUAUUCGUUGGAAUUGCAAAGUGUCUUAGAAGUUGAAUUAGCUUAUACACCGACUACUCCUUGGAAAUGCAUCAUACCUCAGCUUUUCUCCCGGUUGAGUCAUCCUGAGCCUUACGUGCGACGUAGAAUAUCCGAAUUACUGAGUAGAUUGGCCGAAGACGCCCCUCAUUUGAUUACUUUCCCAGCUGUGGUUGGAUCCGACAGCGGAGCUACUGGAACCAUUAAUAAUAUGCCAACUUCGAAAUUAUUCAAAUCGGUUAUUUCAACCGAGACUGAAGUCGAUCCGGGUAUGAUACAAGAUGAAGACGAAGGCGACGACGAAGACGACGAUGAAGUCAGCCAAGAUGAUCAAGGAAGGGUUUUGGAGAAUUGUUAUCAAGGAAUGGUCGACGCUUUGGCUAAACAGGUGCCUGAAACUAUAUCUCAAGUUCAAUUAUUGGUCAGCGAAUUACGUCGUAUUACGUUACUUUGGGAUGAAUUGUGGUUGGGUGCGUUGACUCAACAUUAUUCUGAUAUGGCUCGACGAAUCAAUCAGUUGGAAACUGAGGUGGCUCGUAUUGAUGCUAAUCGUCAUCUUAGUGAUGCUGAAAAAGAUACUUUUGUGUUUGAGAAGUAUUCUGUGCUGUUACGACCGUUGUUAUUCAUCUUAGAACAACUACAAGCAAUUACAUCAGUGAAAGCCGAAACACCACACGAGCAAUGGUUUCAAAAAACCUACGGCGAUCACAUUUCGAACACAAUCAGCUCACUUCAGAAUCCCAAAGAUCCGCGUAAACCUCAAGAAGCCUGGAAGAUCAUCAAACUGUUACAAUGCCAGUUCCAACGAAGAGCUUCGAAACGAUUAUCUUAUUCUUUAAAAAUGACCGACAUCAGUCCUGCUUUAGCUUCGUUGAAAAAUACCAGCAUAGCUAUGCCCGGAGUCGAACAAUACAUCACUAUUGCCUCCGUCCAUAAUCCGAUCAACGUUCUGCCUACUAAAACUAAACCGAAGAAGUUGGUUUUCCGAGGCUCAGAUGGAAAAAUGUACACGUAUCUUUUCAAAGGACUGGAAGAUUUACAUUUGGAUGAAAGAAUCAUGCAAUUUUUAAGCAUCGCCAAUACAAUGUUGAAAGAUAGCGGAUAUCAGGCUCGGCAUUACUCAGUCAUACCUUUAGGACCGAGGAGUGGAUUGAUUUCGUGGGUCGAUCACGUUACUCCUAUCUUCGCUGUGUACAAAAGAUGGCAACAGAGGGAAGCUGUCGUCAAUAAUCAAAAUACGGUUAUGCGUCCAUCGGAGUUAUUCUACGCUAAAUUAACACCUUUGCUGAAGGAGCACGGUAUUAGUAACUUGGAAAGUAGAAAAGAAUGGCCUUUGAGCAUAUUAGUCCAAGUAUUGAACGCGUUGAUGAAGGAGACGCCGGAUAAUUUAUUAGCCAAAGAGCUAUGGUGUCAAAGUGUCAACACAGGAGUCUGGUGGAAGAUCGUGAAUUUGUAUUCAACCUCGUUAGCGGUGAUGUCUGUGAUCGGAUAUAUCAUCGGAUUAGGAGAUAGGCAUUUAGAUAACGUAUUAGUUCAUUUGUCUACCGGAGAAGUUGUCCAUAUUGAUUAUAACGUAUGUUUUGAGAAAGGAAAAACGCUGAGAGUACCGGAAAAAGUACCAUUUAGAAUGACCCAAAAUCUACGAGCUGCUUUGGGUGUUACUGGAAUCGAAGGUAUUUUCAGAUUAACUUGUGAACAGGUUAUGGAAGUGUUGAAAAGUGGAAAAGAAACGUUACUUACGUUGCUAGAAGCUUUCGUGUACGAUCCUUUGAUCGAUUGGACUCCCGGUAUUGAAACCGGUUACACGGGUGCUGUUUACGGUGGAGGAAGAGCUUUAGCUUUGAAGAACAAACAGAGUCGUAAACAACUAGAACUCGAAGUAACUUCAUCCAUGUUCUCUAUUAGAAUCGCCGAAAUCAAAAGCGACUGGUUUGAGAACAAAAACAAGAUCGUGACUGGAAUUUUAGAACUAAGUUCGAAUAUCGAAAAAUGGAUUAAAAGCGAAGAAACUUUGGGUAAAAUAUUAGACGGUCUGAUGAACGGUAGUCAACAGCUAGAGGUAUUGAAAGCAGCAGCAGCCCAUCCGCAGCAUCCUCUUUACACGCUGCAUUCGCGUUAUCAGUCUCAAAAGGAUGCUUCUGAAGCUAUGAUCAAAGCUCAGAUUGGGUUGAAACAGAAAUUAGAAGAGUGUGAUACGCAGUUAGCUCAGUAUAAGAUGUUGUUUUAUCAUUUGAGAGGUGAACAACUGUCGCAAUGGAUGAAUGAUUUGAAUAGUCGUCAAGAGCAAAGUAGUCAAUUAUUCGACACCAUCACCGAAUUUUUGAAAAGUACCGGUCAGAAUCAACUCAUCAGUCAGUGCUUGCAAACCGAAACCGACGUAAACGAUAACAUCAAAGAACAACUGCCACUGGUCAUCAGCUGUCUAGAUUUAUUAAAAAAAUACUCCAUGGUGAGCACCCUGUACCCGACAUCGAGCUCGUUGAAGCAUCGCUGCACCUCUUACCAUCGAUGGAUCCACAUGAUGCUAGAAUUUCCAUCACCGAACGUAUGCGAUAAAGUGCUCUCGGAGUUCAAUCACUUGUACAGCGUUUCCAUCGGUAACGAAAACGUAAUCCAGCAAGCGUCUAAAUUCUCCGAAAGCCUACACCAGCGUGUCCUCGAAGCAGAAUAUGCUCUAAAAUCACGUCUAGAGAAACUCGAAGGUCUAACGAAGGAAAACGAGAGCGAUAUUUUACAAAUGGAGCAAGCCAUCGAGAAAUACGCCGAAAGUACAAAGCUCACGUUACAGUGCGCCGUUAUCGGUGAAUUGUGCCAGCUGAAUAAACGGUUCUUGAAAAUGGAGACGGCUGCGUUAGGUGCUGGGAAUUGUUUAAUGGUGUUGACGACGAUGGAUGGAGAAUGGUUCUUGGAUGAUAUGUGUUUGAUGACCGAAGUUUCGAUUAAAUUAGCAUCGUAUAUCUUGAGUCCGGCUUUAUUGGAAGAGAAUCCGAGUAUGCAUUUGGUCACCAAGUGUUUGAACUUGUUGCAUGGAAUUUAUAAAAGACUUCAGGAAUUGAACGUGAAUUUCUCGACUAUUAUUUUACCGGAAACGCUGAAGAAAUUGUUGGUCGAAGACGAAACCGUGUUGGAUGUAAUUUCGAAAUUGAAUCUUAUCGUUACAUCGUGCAGUUUACCGUUGAACGAGCUGAUCAAAGAAUUACAGACUCAUCUCAGAUACAUGAUUAUGGGCAUGCCGUCUCCUCAUUCAAGCUGCGUAGGAAUAGCUGCCGAAUUACGAUGCAAAUUCAACGCUUUGGUGAACGAGCGAAGUAACUCUUUGAGCGGAUCGAUGACCGAGGGUCAAAUGCUCUUGAUGGGUUUCAAUUUAUUAUUCAGCAAUAUCUUCAAAAACACCGCCGAGUUAUUCACUUUACUUCCAGCUUUAGCGAUAACCAACUCGACGUGGAAUUCUGUCGAUUUGAUCAAAGAUACGAGAUCGUUAAUCGGCCCUGUAUUCAGCAAAGAGUCGCAAAUCCUGCUGCAAGAUUUAUUCCUGGUCAAGUACAUCAACACGAUGCAGGAAUUCUUCUGUAAGUGUCAAAUGACAGCCGCGGCGUAUCGUGGAGGAUUGAGUAUGCCAACUGUGUAUCAUUCGGAAGAACAGCUGGGCAAAUUGGUGAAAAAAUUCACCGCUGAUUUCCUCAGUCAACAGUUGUUGGGAUUGUUUUCUUAUACAUUUGCUACGACUAUCGGAUUAUUUUUACAACACGUCGGGUUCAAUAUAAUUGCUGAAGUAGAACAACGUGAUAUCGGAGCCGAAAGCAAAGUACCGAUGGAAGAACUCUGCCAGAAGGCUAUUGAUCAACUACGUCAAGAAGAAGCCAUCGUUUCGAGUACAUAUUCGCACGCUGCGUCUAUUUUGAACAACCUACCGAUGGCGUGGAAACGUUUAGCUAUCAAUAAACGUCUGAAAUUGGAGAUACAAGCGCAGGAGAUGAUCAUACAGAACUUGAAGUUGCAAUAUACGACGCAUCGUUGGUUACACGAAGACUCGUUGAAUGGAAAAAAUCUUCCUCCGCCUUUGAUAGAUCGAUCGGAAUUCAUGGUGGAGUUGAAAGUUGCCUUGACGAAUUUGAUCACAUCUCAAAUGAAGAUAACCGAACUGAAAGAACAACAAGAAAGCUUAAUCGGUAGCGUGAAAACUCGUUUGAAAUGGGCUGCUGGAUCGAAUCCGGCUCUAAGUGAGGUGAUGAACUCUUUCGAAGAAAAGAUCAAAACUGACGGUGAAAGCUUCGCCAGAAAUCAUCAAUUGUCAGCUACCAUAAUCAACAUGAGCAACUGCGUUCUUCAUUACGAAUCGUUACGUGUUCAGACACCGGAAGCUAUUUUAAGUGAUACGAAUUUCGUCCAGCUCGUGAAUAAUUAUAAAGAAGCGUGUAAUAUGGUUAUGGGAUUGGCUACGGCUUCGUUUACUCCUGAAGAAGAACAUUUGGUGCAGAUGUUGCCUCCGGUCAAGCCUAUCGACAGUGUUUGGAUCGAAGAAGCGGAUAAUUUGAUAUCAGAAUCAAUCAAGAAACUAGGCAACGAACUCGAACCGUUGAAAGGUCUAGUUGCGUCAGCUCGAGACGACGUCAAAUCAUCCGCGUUAUUAGUUCGAACUUAUUUAUCCGAGCAUCAUAAAAUACUGAUGGACGUGCGUUCGCUGCUAAAGUCUAUUAUGAAAUUCGAAGAUAACGAUGGAAUUACCGGAAUACCCGACUACCUAGCUCGCCACAAAGCCUACUGCGAGCAACUGAACAGCAUCACUAAAGAACUCACUUCGGUCGAUUUGAUAGACGCGAAAGGACACGGAUUCCUCAAACAGUUGCAAAUCAUUCAGCAGCAGACGGAUUACGUUUACGAUGAAUUGCUCAAGUUCUCAGUCGAGAGAAUUCCGCCGAAAGCCAAACGACCACCUUUGCUUCGUCAAGAGAGUAUUCGUCUGUCGCCUAAGAAAAGAUUACCGCAUGAUCCGAAGACUGGUAAAGUUUUGCAAGAAAAGAACGAGUACGCGGUCAAUGUCUGGCGCCGAGUACGUAUGAAAUUAGAAGGUCGAGAUUCAGAUCCUGGUGAUGGGCGUAAAUUAUCAGUUCACGAACAGGUCGAUAAGAUAAUAAAGGACGCAACAAACGUAGAAAAUCUCGCUUUGUUGUACGAAGGCUGGACUCCGUGGGUUUGAACGAUAACGCAAGCGCCAUUAUUGUGCAGGAUACAGUAUAAAAAAUGAAUUUUAAACGUUCGCGUUCAGCGAAGAAAGAUUCCGAUAAAUUAGGAAUCAGUUGCAGCGUUUAGAAGCUGCAACGCGUUCAAGUAACGGAAUCGCGUUCAAUUUCUGAAACUGAUAAGAUCGAUGGCCAAUUUUAUUAUCUUUGUAUGUGUGAAGUUGUAGGCGAACGAUGCCAAUAUAGGCGAUUCAGUUUCGGAAUACAUUAAGUAAAAGUAAAAGUAAAAUCGUCUACAUAGAAAUUACGUACUAAAAAACAAAAUCGCGAGUUUUCCAUUAAUAUGUCGCCGAACAAGCCAUCGUACGAGGAAAAAACACUCAAGAGUGUAACUUUUUGUCUCUUUUUUAGUUUGAAGUAUAUGUGUUUUUUUAUUUGUCAUUCCUUUGCUGUUUUUUUUUCAUUUUGGAUUUGUUUUUCUUCUCCUAAUUAUUUUACCAUCUUGUAUCGCGUUUUUGUGUAUUGAAUGUUUUGCAAAGCAAAGGUGAAAAUUUAUAGAUGAAAAUUUUUGAAUUAUUAACAGUGUUUUAAUGGUAUAAUUUUAACCCUUCGAUCUUACAGAGUUAAAUAAUCCGGAAUUGAGCCUCAAUUAUUAUGUUAUCGUUUAUUUUAUUUUUUUAUUUUUAUUUACCUACCCUUCUUUCGUUCUAUUGUUUUUUUUUUUUCGUUUGAGUUCUUUUUUUCGCUGCAGCUUUAUCGUAAUGAUAAAAGCUGCUGAAAGCAGUAUGGUUUUAAUUUACAGUGAUUUUUCUUUUCUUUCUUUUUUUUGUUUUGAAUUGUCAGAUGAUUAUGAGAAAAUGUGUAGCGUUGAUAAUAAAAAAUUUACUGUAAUGUU
Molecule: messenger RNA, 11417 nt
Organism: Planococcus citri (citrus mealybug)
Lineage: Eukaryota; Metazoa; Arthropoda; Insecta; Hemiptera; Pseudococcidae
Gene: nonC
Product: serine/threonine-protein kinase Smg1
Exons: 55
Coding region: 268-10539 (3423 amino acids)
Biological process (GO): protein phosphorylation; nuclear-transcribed mRNA catabolic process, nonsense-mediated decay
Cellular component (GO): nucleus
Molecular function (GO): protein binding; protein serine/threonine kinase activity
Source: RefSeq, a predicted model, not a curated record